UCAGUGUGACAUCAGGAAAGAUGAAGUUCACCGUGAUAGUUUUGAGUGUGUUUGCGGUGGUGCAGUGUACUCCGCUGGUGCAAGAAGAUCCGAUGAUGCGUUCCUUGAUGGAUCCCUUGUUGAAAUGUUCAAACAGUGAUACCUACUCGUGUUUGAAGGAGCAAGCGUUGACUGCAGUUCAAAAAGUGCGCACCCUCCGCAAAUUGAAAAUCUUUGACGGUAUCACACUGUUCAACAACAAUCCCAAAGAAGCCAGGAGCCUCGAUUCCUUGCCUACUGACCCUGCACUCAGGAGCAAACAGGUGACAGAAAAACUUUGGGAAACUGCGGCUGAUAUCUUCCAGAACGGUGAACUAGAAUUGAGUUAUGGGGGCGAGGAAGAAGAAUCCAGAGCUAUGGAUGAUGUCGAUGAAGCCCGUGGUAAGAAGAAGAAGGCCAUCAAGAAGAAGCUGAAGCUGCUCAUUCCCCUCCUGAUCCUCGCUAAAGCCAAGGCCGUCGCUCUUGUUGUCAUCGCCCUCAUCGUGAUUGCCGCAUCUCUCUUCAAAAUCGCUCUUCUCGCCAAAAUCGCCUUCAUUAUCAAAAUCAUCGCUCUCAUCAAAGCCCUUCUGGCGAAGAAGCACGCCACAGAAGAGACUUGGGAAGUCGCUCCCCACGGCUGGGAGCCACACGUUGAGCAUUCUCAUGUCGAGCAUGGUCACGGGUGGGAGGGCGGAUGGUCCCGCUCCCGGAACGAGGCCAACAACAUGGCUUAUUCCGCUUACAAUAAUUAAUACCAAAUAUUUAUUUAAAUCCGUUCCGGAAUUUAUGAGAAAUUUAUUUAUUUAUGCGUGAUUGUAUUUAUAAUGUGUGAAAGUGGUUUUUAUGUUUACUCUUCUAAUUUCUUUUCGGUCAUUGGAGAUCGAAAGCUCUGUUGUAUAUAGUUGAUUGUAUAUAUUGAUGUAUAUAUGGUAUGUAAUGAUACACCAAAAUAGAAGUUACAUAGUACUUUAUUUUUAUCUUUUAUGUUUUUGUUAUCUUAUUAUUUUUUCUUUUUAUUCAAAGUACCUAUAAAAUACUCUUUUAUGUAUAGGCCUGAUCUCUUUUUAGUUUUUAUUUUAUGUAUACUUUUAUAUCAUUAUUGUAUGUAGAUUUGUGUAUGUUUAUUUGUGUGAAAGGACGAAUGUGUG
This is a messenger RNA of Manduca sexta (tobacco hornworm), 1166 nucleotides long. RefSeq lists its product as uncharacterized. The coding region runs from base 21 to 770 and encodes 249 amino acids. The record is from RefSeq and is a predicted model, not a curated record. The transcript is spliced from 3 exons. Lineage: Eukaryota; Metazoa; Arthropoda; Insecta; Lepidoptera; Sphingidae.